AUUGCCCGUUUGACACAAGUACCACAGACUAAGUCUACUCUGUUAUCUGUGGACUAAGUAAUCUGUGCAAGUACUGUUCGGUUGUGUUCUUUGAUUCGUUUAAAAAAAUCCUUAGUAUCUGAAUCUGAGAUAUAUUUGCCUAAGUUAUAUUUAUUCUAAAUGAAUGAAAUGGAAGACUCUGAUGGUUUUGAAAGUGAUUGUUCUGUAUCAACAACUUAUUCAGAAUAUGCUAAAAAUCCACCAAAUAAAAAUUAUAAGUGUACAUUUGAGCAAUGUGACAAAUCUUUCUAUCGUCCUAGUAAAUUAGAAAAUCAUAUGAGGAUUCAUACUGGGGAGAAACCAUUCAAAUGUGAAAUUCCCAAUUGUGAUAAAUCUUAUCAUAGAAAGGAUCUCCUGAAAAAACACCAUGAAGAAGUUCAUAACAAAAAAAUUAAAUAUAUAGUUUGUCCAGAGGAGGGUUGUGGACAGAAAAUGAGACAGAAUAGCUAUCGAAAGCAUAUACUACGAAAGCAUAAUUCUUUUCGCAAAUGGAAGUUCCAAUGUGAUGAAUGUGAUAAAGGAUUUAGAAAUGAAAAUGAAUUGAGAAAUCACAUGAAUGAACAUUUUCCAAUAUUUCAAUGCGAAACUUGUGGUAAAGAAUUCAAAAAAGGAUCAUUAUUUAGAAGACAUGUAAUAUCCCAUAAAGAAUACAAAUGUCUAUGUGAGCAGACAUUUUAUGAUCAUAAUAUUUUCAGAACUCAUAAAAAAAAUUGUGAAUUCACAAAACCUUCUUGUGAAAUAUGCGGAAAAAAAUUUGUUAAUCCGUUCAAUUUGAAGGAACACAUAAGAAUAGUACAUGUAUCACCCCAAAAAAGAAUCAAGUGCACAGUUGAAGGGUGUACCAAACAGUACAACAGAAAAAGCAGUUUAAACCAUCAUAUUGAAAAAAGUCAUAAGGUGAAAGAUGAACAAGAACCAAAAUUAAUGUGUAGCAUUUGUUCUCAACUUCUCAAAAAUAAAGUUUACCUGUGGAGACAUAUGAGGAAUGUCCAUAUAAAUGAAAAUAAAAAAAUUAAGAAACCAAGAAAAACUAGAUGUGAUAAAAAUGUACCAAAAGUUCCAAUUCUAACCUUACUAACAGGUAUCAAGCAUGAGGAAUCACUAAAAACAGAAAAUUGAAUGAAAAGAUUGAUGGCAGCUGUAAAAAUGUAGUUCUAGUAGAAAAACAAAAUACUGGCUGUAAGAAUGGAGUGGGAGAACUACUAAUGGAUAUUGAAAGUGUAAAUAAGGGACUAGUUACUGAGCAUGACAAAAAAGAGGAAGAAAAAGUUAUCAAUAUCGAAAUUAUUGAUGAAGAACCAGAUACUGAUCAUGAUAAUAAAGCGAAAGAAAAAGAUACUGAGGUUAAAAAUACAGCUGAAGUAAUAGAUACUGAGCAUAAAAAUAUGGUGAAAGUUCUAAAAACUAAUAUUGUGAGCCAGGAACCAAAUGUUUUUUUUAUGGAAGUGAAGUUAUAAGCUGAUUGAAAUUAGUGGUAUAUGACAAUGCAAUAGCUUUAAAUUUCUAUGAAAUGUAAUUGAAAACAUCUAUCUCCAAAAGUUAAAAUUUCUCUAAAAAAAAACAAUAAAAUUUUCCUUGAACCCAUUUGCUCAGUUUCUUUUUUCUGGAAUCUAAUGCACUCUAAUGUAUUUUACGUAAAAUCAAAAUCAAAUUGUUGACGAAGGAAAAUAUAUUUUUUGGAGAUGAGUUGUUUUCAACUUGCCUAUUUAAGGGUAUAACUAAUUUAUCAAAAAUAUCAAAACCGCAAUUGUAAAUAUGAUGAAAUAUAUGGACGUUUUUAAA
Harmonia axyridis is the source of this 1821-nucleotide messenger RNA. RefSeq names its product zinc finger protein 675-like. Gene Ontology annotation, molecular function: DNA-binding transcription factor activity; RNA polymerase II cis-regulatory region sequence-specific DNA binding. Bases 160 to 1158 code for a protein of 332 amino acids. The transcript has 5 exons. Gene Ontology annotation, biological process: regulation of transcription by RNA polymerase II. Lineage: Eukaryota; Metazoa; Arthropoda; Insecta; Coleoptera; Coccinellidae. The record is from RefSeq and is a predicted model, not a curated record.